AUGAACAUAGCGAAAGCCUUGAAGAAAGUCUCGAAGAACAUCCAAAACAAACUAAGUCUGAACCCACAAGUUGAUCAUGACCCUCCCCACUCAGUUGUCCAUGACCACCCUCGCCAUUUUCUUGAACAUACGCCUCCCAAUGAAGCAAGAUCAAGUGUUGUACCAACUGCACGUCAUGUCGGUGAAGCAAGUUCGAGUGUUGUACCACCUCAAAAUGAUGGUGAUUGCUUAUUUAAACCAGUGGUCUUUUCCUUAAGUAAAAAGAGUGCAGCAGGAGGAACUGGAUCAGAAUUUCACUCGGAACUUGAGGCUUCAAAAUUAGUCCGUCACCAUAAUCUACUUUCUCUUGUUGGUUACUGCUUGGGAGAGGGAGAGAAGAUUCUGGUGUAUGAGUAUAUGCCUAAUGGGACUCUAAGUCAGCAUCUUUUUGAUUGGGAGGUCGAAGGACUCCAAUCACUCACAUGGAAUCAGAGAAUGAUCAUUGCCUUGGAUAUUGCAAAAGGUUUGGAGUACCUUCAUGGUAGUUUAACUAAGAGUACUAUCGUCCACGGAGACUUGAAGCCUUCUAACAUUCUUCUCGGAGAAAAUAUGAGGGCAAAGAUCGCAGAUUUCGGCCUAGGCUGUUUUAUUCCACACAACAAAUCCUCCAUCCGAACAGGAAACGCACGAGGAACAUUUGGAUAUAUCGCGCCAGAAUACGCAGGUUCUGGCACCGUGGCACCUCCAGGUGACGUGUACAGCUUCGGCGUCAUGUUGAUGGAACUGAUGACAGGAAGUAAAGCAGUGGAUGACAGCAGGGGUGAGGAUAGGCGGAGUAUUGUAACAUGGUUCCAAGAAAUGCGCAAGGAUGAAAACUUGUUAAUAAGUGCGGUUGACGAAACAAUUGAUACCACCGAAGAAGAUACGCUAGCUACUAUUGGCAUUAUAAGAAAGUUAGCUUUUAAAUGCACUGAAAGGAGUUCAGGUCGCAGGCCUGACAUGUCUCGUGUGGUUAGUGUGCUUUAUCCUCUUGUAGAAAAUUAG
This is a messenger RNA of Medicago truncatula (barrel medic), 1023 nucleotides long. RefSeq names its product receptor protein kinase TMK1. The record is from RefSeq and is a predicted model, not a curated record. Gene Ontology annotation, molecular function: ATP binding; protein kinase activity. The transcript has 3 exons. The coding region runs from base 1 to 1023 and encodes 340 amino acids. Gene Ontology annotation, biological process: protein phosphorylation. NCBI's taxonomy places the organism in Eukaryota, Viridiplantae, Streptophyta, Magnoliopsida, Fabales, Fabaceae.